AUGCAAAAUAACAUGUUGAAGAAAUUUUAACAAAAGUAAUAAUAUUUAAAUAUAAGUAGAAAAAGUAAAAAGUUGAUUAAGAUGAGAAAUUUUUAUAAGAAUUACCAUUCCCAUUAUUUAUAGUUAAUAUCAAAUCAUAAAUACAUUGGUCAAAUAAAAUGGCUAGAGAAUUGACUGUUAAUUGUGGUGUUAAAUAAGGAGGAUCAUUAAAAGAGAUAUUUUAAGAUUAAGACUUAUUUUUAUAAUACUUAAAUUAAGAUUCUAAAUAAUUGAUUGUUUAAAUGAAUACUGUUUUAAUUUAAUAAUCUCUUGAAUAAAAUUUAAUUAUGCAAUAAAAUAAAAAUCUUCCAUAAUAAUAAUAGUAAUAACAAACUACAUAAAUAAAUACUGAUCAUAAAUUAUCUAAAUACUAAAAUCAGAAAGAAGAUAAUCUAUAAAAAUCAAUUCAUAAAUAUUUAAAUGUAGCAUGUUUAACAUUAAAUUCUCUUAAAAUAACAGAAUAAAUUUAAAAAGAAGUAAUACUUUGAUUUAGUUUUAGAUAUUAACAGUUUUAAUUAAACCAUUUAAAAUCAAUUAAAUGAGAUUAUUUAUGAUAUGUAUAAAUGCAAAUAAAACAUUUUAGUAAAAUAAAGUUCUUUAAAAUCAUUUAAUCUAAUAAAUUAAAUAAAAGUAAAUUUAUAUAAUUAAUAAAUUUUAGUGGAUAAUAAAUGCUUGUAAGUUUAUAAUAAGAUUUUUAAAAAUGGGAUAAUAUGAGAAGUUUAGAAAUAAUUAGAGAAUCAGAUUUGAAAGUGAUUUCUUAAUCUAUAGUAGAUUUAUAUAAGAUAAUUUUUGAAUUUGAAACUUAUGAGGUAUCAACAAGUUUCUUUCCAUAAUCAAACUUAAUAAAUUUUUAAUGUACAAAUCAUUAUAUAAAUUUUUAGUUAAAGGAUUAGUAACUUAUUUAAUUGAAGUUUUUGCUGGUAGAUAUUUAUAAAAAUUUACUAGCAUAAAUCUAUACUUUGAUAAUAGUAUUUAAGAUAAAAUGAAGGGUAAUUCUACUAAUUUUUCUUUAAUAUUUAUGAGUAUUUUAGAAUUAAUAGCAAAAUAUUCUGGAGAUAAAAAACCAUCUCUAAAAAUUAAUUGUAAUUUAGAUUAAGUAACAGAUUAAAAUAAAGCAUAUUAAAUUUAAUUGUAAUUUUUGUGGAGACAAGAUGAUGAAUUAGACUAAAUUUUUAAAGAAUUCUUUCAUUAAUAAGUUAUGCCAAUGGAUGUUGAUCCAUAGGUUUAACGUUAUUUGAUGACAAUUAAAAAAUUAUAGAGUUAUUCUGCUAUGAAAAUAUUUUAUAUUGAAUAAUCUGUUGAAUCUAUUGAAUUAUUAAGUGAACUACAUAUUUUUGUAGAUUUUUAUAUAAGUGAUUCUGAAGAAUCAAAUUAAUAAGUAUAUUAACCACCUCAAUUACAAAUUACUUUUAGUAGAGAAUUUGUUGGAUAAAACCCAAAUGAAAUUAUGUGGCAACCUAAAAAAUAACCUUAAGUGAUUGUUGAUAAAAAUCAUUAAGCCAUAAUACGACCAAUUAAACCUAUGCCUCCAACCUUUUUUAACAAAUAAAAUUUACCAAUUAAUGUAGAAGCAAAAUAACCUAAAAAAUAAGAUGAGAAUAUUGAAGAUGAAGUUGCUAUAUAAAAAAAAUAAAAAGUUAUUAGAGAAUUGAUUUAAGCAUAAUUUACUAAAGUUGCACCACGUCUUUCUGAAAAAAUAGCUUAUUUAAUUAAAAAGAAAUUAGAAAGUUAAGUUAAUAAAUUUUAAGAUAUUUAAUUUGUUGGAGAUAAUGAAGAUAAACUUGAUAAAGAAGAUUAUUAUUAAGGGAAUGAAGAGUAAUCAGAUUAUGGAACUAGUGAAGGUAUAAAGGGAAAUAGUUAUGAUGAUGAAGGAUAAUCAUAAACUACUCCUAAUCUUGAUUCUGUUCCUACUAAUAGAAGAUUUAUGAAUAUUCCUUAUUAAAGUGAAUUUUCUAAUAUUGAUUCUCGAGCUACAAAUUAAAUGCUUUAAGGUUCUGAUUUAUCAAUAAUUACAUACAAAAAACUUAAAAUAGAUUAAAUUAUUGAAGAAAUUAAGUCUAAUCAAAUUGACACUGCUGAUUUCAGUUAAAUUACAAUGAAUGAAUAAUUUAUUCUAAAAAUUGCAGAAUCUUUAGAAAAGAAUAAUUCACUUAAGACUUUGAAAUUUGUUAAAUGUGAUCUUAGCGAUUAAAUACUUAUAAAAAUCUUAGAUUCCAUUACAAAAACUUAGUAAAAAUUAUUCUAAAUUAGAAUCGAGAGUUUGCAUUUAUAAUAUAAUUUAUUAUAAGAAAAAGCUUUGAAUCAUCUCAUUAGUUUAAAGUAGGGUUUAAAAGAAUAUCCUGUAAAAGAAUUACAUUUUCACAGUAAUCUAGUAAAAGAAAUUUAAAUUAGCAAAGAGAAAGCAUAAUUAUCAAAUCUAGGAAUAAAAGUAUUAAUUGGUUGA
Molecule: messenger RNA, 2482 nt
Organism: Paramecium primaurelia
Lineage: Eukaryota; Ciliophora; Oligohymenophorea; Peniculida; Parameciidae
Source: the annotation of a GenBank genome assembly